Carassius gibelio (silver crucian carp) is the source of this 4297-nucleotide messenger RNA. RefSeq names its product nitric oxide synthase 2b, inducible (gene nos2b). Gene Ontology annotation, molecular function: nitric-oxide synthase activity; FMN binding; heme binding. Lineage: Eukaryota; Metazoa; Chordata; Actinopteri; Cypriniformes; Cyprinidae. The transcript has 29 exons. Gene Ontology annotation, biological process: nitric oxide biosynthetic process. The record is from RefSeq and is a predicted model, not a curated record. Bases 150 to 3593 code for a protein of 1147 amino acids.
UUCCAGUGUGGGUGUAAGAUUGUGACAUUUGAUAGGAACUGGUCAGACUGUAAUUGGACUGCUGUCCCACCCUCCUUGAGGCACAUUGCCCCGACCAGCACAACUCUUGACCUGCCCUCAUCAGCAGACUCUGGGUCGAGUAUAUAAGCAUGUCAAAGUGGGAAAGCUGCACACAACGUUGCAAACUGAGAAAAGACCUUAAGGUAAAAAUGGGUCACCAGGCCUCUAAAGCCAGCAAGAAUGUAAUACCGCACCAGACUAAACCGAAUACGCAAUGGGAGAACAAUAAUGUAAUACUGCAGCAGAUUAAACCGAAUACGCAAUGGGAGAACAAUAAUGUAAUACUACAGCAGAUGAAACCGAAUACGCAAUGGGAGAACAAGAACGUAAAACCACAGCAGAUUACAAAAAAUACGCAAUGGGUGAACAAGGUGAAUCAAUGCCCAUUUUCCAAGAAAGUGAAGAACUUCCAGGAUGGGUCGUGCCAUCAAGACACAUUACAUCAUGGGGCGGUUAAGAGCCAGAUUUGUAUGUCUAAUGUUUGUGAAGGCUCUAUAAUGACUCCAAAGGCUAUGACGCGCUGUCCCUCCUCCACCCUGCCAAGCUCAGAUGACAUCCUUAUGCAAGCUAUUGACUUCAUCAAUCAGUACUACAAAUCCUUUAAAAACCCAAAAGUCGAGGAGCAUCUGUCUCGUUUGGAGGAAGUCGCGAAGGAAAUAGAGGCCACUGGCUCAUAUCAGCUCACCACAAAAGAAGUGGAAUUUGGGGCUAAGCAAGCAUGGAGAAAUGCACCCAGAUGCAUUGGCAGAAUUCAGUGGGCUAAUUUACAGCUGUUUGAUGCACGUAAAUGCAGAACUGCUGAGGAUAUGUUUCAGAUGUUGUGCGAUCAUAUUCAGUUUGCUACCAAUGGAGGCAACCUGAGGUCUGCUAUCACUGUGUUUCCUCAAAGAACUGAUGGCCAACAUGAUUUCCGUGUAUGGAAUAGUCAACUGGUACGAUACGCUGGCUAUAAGAUGACAGAUGGUACAAUAAUAGGAGAUCCUGCCAGUGUUGACUUCACAGAGAUUUGCAUCCAGCUUGGAUGGACACCAAACUACGGCCAGUUUGAUGUGCUUCCACUGGUGUUACAAGCUAAUGGAGAGGACCCUCAGUUUUUUGAAAUUCCCCAACAUUUAAUUUUGGAAGUUCCCAUGGAGCACCCACAGUACAAGUGGUUUAAGGAUUUGAAUCUCCGAUGGUAUGCAUUGCCUGCAGUGGCCAACAUGUUGCUGGAGAUUGGUGGUCUUGAAUUCCCAGCAUGUCCUUUUAACGGUUGGUACUUGGGCACUGAGAUUGGAGUGAGGGACUUCUGUGAUACCCAACGCUACAAUGUUCUUGAGCGGGUUGGCCGUCAUAUGGGUUUGGAGACACAAAAACUGUCCUCACUAUGGAAGGAUCAAGCUCUGGUGGCCAUCAAUGUCGCAGUGAUGCACAGUUUUCAGAAAAAUAAGGUCACCAUUACCGACCACCAUUCUGCAUCAGAGUCCUUCAUGCAGCACAUGGAGAUGGAGGUGCGUCUGCGCGGAGGCUGUCCAGCCGAUUGGGUCUGGCUGGUGCCACCAAUGUCUGGAUCUCUAACGCCUGUGUUCCACCAGGAAAUGCUGAAUUACAUCCUGUCACCCUUUUUCUACUACCAGCCUGAUCCAUGGUUGACACACAAGUGGAAAGACAAGAAGAGAAUGGAGAGGAGGCAUGCAAUCAGCUUCAAAGGAUUGAUCAGAGUAGUGCUCUUCUCUCAGACACUCAUUAAAUCAGCCCUGGCCAAGAGGGUGCGUUGCACUGUUCUCUACGCCACAGAAACAGGGAAAUCACAGACUUUUGCUAAGAAACUAAACACCAUGAUGAAUUGUGCAUUCAGCUCCCGGGUCAUUUGCAUGGAGGACUACAACUUCAGUGAACUGGAGAAGGAAAGCCUCUUAAUUGUUGUCACCAGCACUUUUGGCAAUGGAGAUUGUCCAGGAAAUGGAGAGAGUUUCAAGAAGCAGCUUCUCAGCCUGAAAAACCUCAGUAACAAAGUGAGGUACUGUGUGUUUGGUCUCGGCUCUCGAAUGUACCCACAAUUCUGUGCGUUCGCCCAUGCAGUGGAUGCUAGGUUAGCAGCGCUGGGAGCCAUCCGUGUGUCCGCCACAGGAGAGGGAGAUGAGCUGAACGGACAGGAGGAAGCUUUCUCAGUCUGGGCUUGCGCUGCCUUUAAGGAUGCAUGCAAGGAGUUUAAUAUUCAAGGUCAGCUUCCAGGAAAAGAAGGUCUGGCAGAUUCCUGGGAUCCUCAGAGGCACAGAGUUCAGAAUGACAGCUGUACACUUGACCGAAUCACAGCUCUGUCAGCUCUCCAUUCUAAAGCGGUGGUUCCCAUGAAACUGAAGAGAAGACAGAAUCUACAGAGCCCAAAGUCAAGUCGUUCUACAAUAUUGGUGGAGUUAGAGAUGGAUGGGAGUACAGAGACCUUAAACUUUGUCCCUGGAGACCAUGUCGGGAUUUUCCCAGGGAACUCACCUGAAUUAGUAGCUGGCAUCCUGAAGCAUCUGCCCAAUGCCCCUCCUAUCAAUCAGAGCCUACGCUUGGAAUUCCUCAGUGCCUACCCCGAUGGUGAAAGGUGGCAGAGAGAUGAACGGAUACCACCAUGUCCUCUUGCCCAAGCUCUUACCUACUAUCUGGAUGUCACCACCCCACCCUCACAAAGCCUCCUCCGCAAACUCUCAAAGAUGGCAAAGCAGGAAGAUCACAGACAGCGCCUGCUCGCAUUAGCAACAGAUUUCCAAGUCUACGCAACAUGGAAGGAGUUCCACAAACCUACUUUCCUUGAGGUGCUAGAGGAGUUUUCCUCUCUGGAACUUUCUGCUGCCUUUCUCCUCAGCCAGCUGCCUGUACUGAAGCCACGCCUCUACUCCGUCAGCUCCUCCCCAGACCUCCACCCUCAAGAGCUCCACCUCACUGUGGCCGUGGUCAACUAUUACACACAGGAGGGAAAAGGUCCACUGCAUUUUGGGCUCUGUAGUACCUGGCUCAAUACCAUCAAAGAAGGAGACUUGGUGCCAUGUUUCGUUCAUAGCUCUGAUGGAUUCCAUCUUCCAUCCGACCCUAGUGCUCCCUGUAUUCUUGUGGGAGUUGGGAGCGGCAUUGCUCCCUUCCGUAGCUUUUGGCAACAGCAAUUGCAUGACAUGAAAAAAACAGGUCUGAAAGGGAAUCCAAUGACACUCGUGUUCGGGUGUCGAGAUUCAGAUAUUGAUCAUCUUUACAAAGAGGAGACUCUGGACAUGAGAGAUAAUAGCACCCUGAGCAGCAUUGUCACAGCUUACUCGAGACAAACUGGACAACCCAAGGUUUAUGUCCAAGACAUCUUGCGAGAACAACUGAAUGACAAGGUCUUUGAGGUUCUGCACCAUAAUCCAGGGCAUCUGUAUAUUUGUGGAGGUAUGAAUAUGGCCCAUGAUGUGGCUGCCACUAUCAAGGAAAUAUUAGUCAGCCGACUGGGCAUCACUCUUACUCAGGCUGAGGAAUAUCUGUCAAGGCUCAAGAAUGAAAAGCGGUACCAUGAAGACAUCUUUGGAUCUUAGUGCUUGAGAUCACCUGGACCACCUCAAGCUUUUCCAUAUCCAAGCACACUUACUUGCAAUUUUUUGAUUUUCAUACAGCUUCCAAAAUAAUGCCAAAACCUCUCUUAACUUAAAAACUACACAAAUACACAACAGCAGUGUAUUCAAUUUCCAUGCACCACCCUGAUCGUCAGUAACUUUUGGAAUGUACUCCUCAAAUUAUGGAGAAAUAUUAGCUUCUGCUAUAAAAAAACUGUAUUAUUUACUGUAUUAUUCCUAUUUGUUUGUUUUUUGGGAAGACUGGCCUACACUUCUUUAGAGUAGUGUUUUCGUGGCACACUAAGUGCAGGAACAAUUAUUUUGGAGCAAUCUUUGUUUCCAUGCUCAGAACAACUUCUAUCUGAGGGCUUCAAAAGUCUGACCUUUAAAAGAGUUUACUUGUCACAUAUAUGCUUAUUUAAUUAGUCAUCUAUAAAAUGUGCAAUACUGCUUUUUUUCCUCUCACCUUUUACUUUUUAAAACUAUUGUUUAUUUCUUCAUUUAGAUUUGAAUAUCACAUUUUCAGUUUAGUUUCAGACUAUAGUCUAGUCUUGACAAACUAUACUCUCAGCUCAAUGUUUAUUGUUAAUACUUUCUUUCUUUCAAGUGUUACAUAUACGUUUUGUAUAAAUCUUUAAGUGGAUGUUCAUGUUAAAUACUGCAUUUUGUAAUAAACUGACUACUAU